Plectropomus leopardus (leopard coralgrouper) is the source of this 2983-nucleotide messenger RNA. RefSeq names its product tetratricopeptide repeat domain 27 (gene ttc27). Lineage: Eukaryota; Metazoa; Chordata; Actinopteri; Perciformes; Serranidae. Gene Ontology annotation, molecular function: protein binding. The record is from RefSeq and is a predicted model, not a curated record.
UUUGAUUAGUUCUCCCACAAUGCAAUGCGCAUCUGUCAUGGCAGCUCACUGAUGCCGCUUGCACCACAUGGGUGGAAAUAAACAUCUUAUCCGUGACUGAGAAACACCGAGUCGGCUUAUAGUCAAAGCGAUUAAUCGACAGAUUUGCUCUCCGACGGUCCGGACCGAAGACAGCCGCAAACACUUGGCCUCACCGGGAAGCAGAGCAGAUAUGAUGCCGCUGGACGUGGAGCUCCCUGUCCUCCGAGGCUUUUUAACAGCCAGCGAGGCAGCGGGGUGGAAGCAGAGUGUUUUCAGCACUCCAGAGGUGGGCUCUCUGCUGGAGUCCCUGAUGGAGGGGGACUUUGAAGCGGUCCUGCUGAGCCCCCAGGUGUUGGAUCUGUUGACCGGAGAUGGCAGCUGCAGCGAAGGGGAGGACAUUGAGGCCUACCUGGAGAGACGGGUCCUGCUCUACCUUACUACAGGCACCAGCGAUGAGCAGGCCAACAGAAAGCUGGCAGUUAUGGCCCUGGCUGUCUCCUGCCUUCAUAUGUUUGCCCAGAGUAACUGGACCGGUCCUCCUGUCUCCAUCCAUAUCUCUGACUUGCUGCCUCCGGCCCUGCUCUCCUCUCAGUCCCAGACCCUGGUUGAGGCGAUCCACUCCAGCCUGCUCCUGGAUGGAGAGUCUGUGUACAGCCUGGUGGCCAACCCGUUUCUCCUCCUGCUGGCCAGGGUCAUUCUCACCAAGUGCUCCUUCAAGAUGGACAGCCUCCAGCUGCUGCCCUGGUGGACCCUGCGCUACGUCAGCCUGCAUCAGCAGAUCCUGGAGGCCUGUUCUCCGCAGCUCCUCGACUUGGCCUGCAGCAGCAUAGACGAAGUGAUGAAAUGUGAGUCUCUGUUAUUGGAGCACAGAAACCUGGCUAUCCAUUUCCACCUGGAGUGUGUCUACAUCAAUUUGUCUUACUAUGAAUAUCAGCCAGCCAAGGAACACAUCAAGAAGGCCCAGGAGCUGUCAGGGCUCGAUAUCAACAUGACUGGUGCUCUUGGCAAACGGACCUAUUUCCAGCAGAACUACUUGGCUCAGCUCAUCCUUGAGGUCAAAAGAAAGGAGGACCAGACUGGUCAGGCAGAUGAGGCCACUCCCACCCCCACGCCUCAGUCCAUCCUGCCCAAGGACCACAGUCUGGGUGAUGACACCGUACUGGAUAAGAUCAAUUUAGCGGAGCCAGAUCAGUAUGAGCUGCCUGACCUCAGCGCCGAGGAGCAGGCCGUCAUCCUGGGUGUCUGCACUGACUUCCAGAAGAAUAACCCUGUGCACAAACUGACUGAGGAGGAACUGCUGGCCUUCACAUCUUGUAUUCUGUCGCAGCCCAAGUUCUGGGCUAUAGAAGUCGCAGCACUUUGCCUCAGGACCAAACUGGAGAAAGGGAGCUCCCGACGUGUCGAGAGAGCCAUGAUGCAAGUCCAGACGAUAGUCGACCACUUUGAAGACAAGAGCUGUCCCGUCAACGAGAGGCUCAAAGGCUUCUACUUCAGCAGAGCACCAACUAGAUGGACUGUCCAGAAACAGCUGGCCAGCCUGCUGACAGAGCUCGGCUGCAACAGCUCCGCUCUGCUUCUUUAUGAGAAACUAGAGCUCUGGGAAGACGCUGUUAUCUGCUACGCAAGGCUCGGACAACAUGGCAAGGCUGAGGAAAUCGUCCGUCGUGAGUUGGAGAAGAAGGAGACGCCCAGUCUCUACUGCCUCCUGGGAGACAUACUGAGGGACCAUCAGUACUAUGACCGGGCAUGGGAGCUUUCAGGCCGACGUAGCGCCAGAGCCAUGCGCUCCAAAGCUCUGCUGCACCUCCACAACAAGGAGUUCCAGCAGUGUGUGGACUGCUUCGAGGAGUCGGUCAAAAUCAACACUAUGCAGCUCGGCGUAUGGUUUUCCCUCGGUUGUGCCUACUUUGCCCUGGAGGGCUAUGAGGGAGCUGCCAAGGCUUUCAAGAAGUGUGUGGGACUGGAGCCAGAUAAUGCAGAAGCCUGGAACAACCUCUCCACAGCCUACAUUCGCCUCCAAAAGAAAGACACAGCAUUUCGUACCCUGAAGGAAGCCCUGAAGUGUAACUAUGAACACUGGCAGAUCUGGGAGAACUUCAUCAUCGUGUGCAUUGACAUCGGGGAGUUUGCUGAAACCAUCAAGGCCUACCAUCGCCUGAUGGACCUUCGGGAAAACUACAAGGACGUCCAGAUUCUACAAAUCCUGGUUCGAGCAGUUGUUGAGAACCUGACGGACAGGCAGGGUGAGCAGUCAAUGACUCUGCGCUCCAAAAUGAAGGAACUCCUGGGCCGGGUCACUUCCCGCCACAGCAGUGACUCUGAGAUCUGGCAGCAGUACGGUCUGCUGUACGGAAACGGCCACAGCAACGACCCUGAGGACAACGAAAAGGCUCUGCAGUUCUUGUCCAAAGCUCAUCGUUGUAAAGUUCAGGCCAGUGGCUGGGAGAAAGAACCUGCUCUCUUCAAGGAGGUGAUCAAAAGAGCCGUCAACAUGGGAGAAGUGACCAUCGCUUGCUGUAAGAAGAAGAGUAAUCCAGAGUCGGAAGUGCGUCGUGUAGCCUCCACCCGCCUCAGCCUCAAGAGUCUGACCACCAAAGCUAAGCAAAUGCACACAGAUGUGGCCACGGGUCAGAUCCACGGCGAGCUGCAGGACGGUGUCUCCGCUCUGGAGCAAGUCAUCACAGAGCUGCAGGAGCUAAGCGCGAAGCUGCGUGACCAAUCACAGUGACCAUCCUCCCAGGAAAAAUCAGAAGCUCUGAAAGCUUCUCAGCAGUGCAGACUAAUCAGAGACAGACUCAGCUGCAGUCCUCAGCCCAGUGUGUUUUCAAAUGCCUUAAAAUCAAAGAGUUUUACAUGUGACACCUGAGAAUAACAAUGUUUUUAUACCUCUUUAUCCAUAUUGGAAUCUAAACUGCAACUGUAAACCUGCAAAAAGUAAAAUUAUUUCAAAUUUGAGUGUGAA